Molecule: messenger RNA, 2124 nt
Organism: Rosa chinensis
Lineage: Eukaryota; Viridiplantae; Streptophyta; Magnoliopsida; Rosales; Rosaceae
Product: B3 domain-containing transcription repressor VAL2
Exons: 4
Coding region: 399-947 (182 amino acids)
Source: RefSeq, a predicted model, not a curated record
AAGAAGAGGGAAAGUUGCGAGUAUAAAAGGCAGGUUGUUCUGAAAACGACGAACCUGACCCACUUUGGAAACCAUCAAAAUUCUCCUACUUUUUCAAUCUCGCCCAUCAGAUUCAUCCCCCCACUUUCAUCCCCAGUUCAAAAUCCAAUUCGAUUCACCAACCCCCCAAAACCCUAAUUCCCAAUUUGUGAGCCAUCGCAAAUUAGGAAAGUUCGAAAUGGCUUUGACCCACACACAUUUAUACUCUCUGCCUCCGUCACUGUCUUUGCUUCUUGGCUUCAAUGGCCGCCAAAGCUUCGUGCUUUUCCUGCAAGGCCGAGAGUGAUCAGUUCGUUAAUGGCUGGGAGCUCAAGGAUGGGUCUUUGGCCCAGCUCUGCAAGAAAUGCGGGUUUUGGUAAAUGGUCAGUUACCAUAUCCUUUGCAAAUUUAGUUUUGCUUAUGUGAAUGGUAUAUUUUGUGAAACUUUUCACAUGGAAGCGGAAGGCUGGAGAGACUCUGCUGUUUGUGCGAAGCCACUCCAUUGUGGGUGCAUUAUGUCACGCCACAAGUAUGCACCACUGGAUUUUGGAGGUGUAGGUUGCACAAAAUGCUUACUAGAAGUUGAUCAAUCUAUUGCUUCAGGUCGAAUGACCAGAAUGCUGAAAGAAAUAGUUGCCAAGUACAAGAUGGACCCAACAGUUUCAUCUGAUCUUACUAAGAAAGUUGUCGAGUCCCUUUUUCCUGAAUCUUUACAAGCUCCAGCACCUCAGAUUGGAGAAGAAUCCAAUACGGAUGUAUCUAAUGGAGAUACAGGUGAACCUAAAUUGGAACCGACUCUAAAUUCAGACCUAGAGACGAAAUUCCAUACCAGUUCAGCAACCCCAAAAGCACAUGCGACUCCAAAGGCAAACCGGAACGUAAUGCCAAAAAUAUAUAACACGUCUUCCACUGAUACACGUUUUCUAUAGAUUCAUACCUGCUUGUUUAGUUGUUUAGUCAUUUGAUUGAUUAAUUAAUUAAGCAUCUGGGAAGCUACGUCUUACAUAAUUUUGACUGAAAAAAUAAAUAAAAGAAUUUUCUAAGCAAUUGAGAGGAUUGGUUCCAUGCUUUUGCACUAAAAUUGGUUUAGUUAAUUAAUUAGGCAUCUAGGAAGCUUCGUCUGACCUAAUUAUGUAAAUACAUAAGUAAAAGAAUUUUUUAAUCAAUGGAGAGAAAUCGGAACCAUGCGGUGAUGUCGGCAUUCGCCUAUAUAUUAACAUGUAGCUUUUGCAGCAAAUCAUCUGAAAUUAUUUUUCUGUGCUGAGUUUCGGCGAUUCCGGCCACCUAAACUUUCAAUGACGUCCGAUGCUCCAUCCACAAGCUUCAGUGCCCUACGGGACGAAGUGUUUGAGUGGCAUAAACCAUCCAUCGAAUGGCUAAUGCCGCUACAUAAGCUGUACGAUUAUCCAUCCCAGAGCUUCGAAGUCCCAUUGGACAAUGAAGCCAGCAGUCUUGUAAUGCGAUAUAAAGCAAGAUUGAAAGACCCAUGGGACGAAGUGUUCAAAAAGCUGAAUCGCAGAAGGGAAAUUUGGGGACGACAAAGAGCAUUUUCACUUUCCGAGCUUCAUCGAGAUAUUCUAUAUGAACUCCUUCUGAGUGUUGAGAUGUCUAAGAGUAGGCGUAGGUAUCGCACACGUCCACGUAUCCAGUUCAACCGGGGACGAUUGAAAAUGUUAGAAAAGAUGCAUGGAACCUGUUCGGACGCUCAUAUAUAUGUUGUCACUCAAAGCUGGCACGGUCGGAGAGGGAAUUGGAUGACCUCUCGGAGCUUCUCGAAGGCGCGAAGAAGAAUGAUGUAGAAAAAACAGUGCUGCCAAUAUUCUACGGUGUUGAUCCCUCCAAUGUACGACAUCAAACAUGAAGUUUUACACAAGCCUUUGCAGACCAUGAGAUAAAGUACAAGGAUGAACCAGGAAAAGUAGAAGGGAUAUUUCCCGUAUGCCCAAAAAUUCUAUGUAUUGUGUCCAAAUGCACCAACCUUUUCGUAUCUUACUAUUUGCUUAGGAAAAGACUAAAAAAGGGUAGUUCCUAUGCUAUCUUGAGCUUUAGAACUUUUGUCUACCUUAGAAACUUCAUUAAAAAACAAAAAUAAAAAUAAGACUAGCC